This is a messenger RNA of Trichogramma pretiosum, 2259 nucleotides long. RefSeq names its product protein tramtrack, beta isoform-like. Gene Ontology annotation, biological process: regulation of transcription by RNA polymerase II. The transcript has 4 exons. Bases 511 to 2241 code for a protein of 576 amino acids. Gene Ontology annotation, cellular component: nucleus. The record is from RefSeq and is a predicted model, not a curated record. NCBI's taxonomy places the organism in Eukaryota, Metazoa, Arthropoda, Insecta, Hymenoptera, Trichogrammatidae. Gene Ontology annotation, molecular function: protein binding.
ACAAGUGGGGGUCGUACGACUACUACAACUACUUCUACUACUACUACUUGUAGUACUGUUGUUGCUGGUCUCUCUGGCAUCGCAUUGAGCCGAGACGCGCAUAUGUGUGUAUAUAUAUCUUCUCGUGUAUAUAUCAUAUAGAUAUAUAGGUGGUGUGCGUACGCGCGCGCGCGCGAUAUAUAUAUUGCGUAUACAGCAGAAAGAGCAUCACGAUCGCGCCCCGUGUGCUCUCCGACUCGGUGCGCAGUGCAGCCAGUGCGUUGUUUAUUUGCCGAUCGCAGCACGUAUAGCUGCGCACUGCACUUUUGUGCUGGCAAGCCAAAGCCUCGUCGCAGCGCUCGAGCAAUAUAACGCCGUGUAUAAGGCAUCGUCGCAGCGCUUCCAGGCUCCUUUCUUCUAGCCUCUCUCUAUUCAAGCUCACGGUUGAACUUGCGGUGCAGCGGUUGUGGCGCGUUGGGAGCUUUUUGCUCGCUUUAUCUCUCAUGUGUCGCGAUCAAACAGCCAGCGAGCAUGUCGUCGUGCAGUAGCAGCAAUAACAAUCCGAGUGCGCCGAUCGCGAGUGCUCAAGCAAGUGCGUCGAUCGACUCUCAGCAGCCACCGAAGCAACAACAAGCGCAACAGCAGCCGUCUGCCGAGGCCAGCAGCCCUGGCCAAACGCAGCAGCAGCAGCAACACUUUUCGCUCGUUUGGAACACGUUCCCGCACAAUUUGUCGACUGGCCUGUACAGUCUGUUGACGGGCGAGCAACUGGUCGACGUGACUCUGGCCGCCGAGGGCCAGAUUUUGCGCGCCCACAAGCUCAUACUGUCCGUCUGCAGCACUUACUUUCGCGAUCUCUUCAAGGUUAACACGUGUAAACAUCCAAUAGUCAUCCUCAAGGAUGUCAACUAUCGGGACCUCUCUGCCAUGCUGCAGUUUAUGUACCAAGGUGAAGUCAACAUCAAGCAGGAAGAUAUAGCUAAUUUUCUCAAGGUCGCGGAGAUUCUCAAAAUCAAGGGACUCACCAGGACCAAUGAUGACGACGAAUUACCGCAGGAAGAAGUCGACUCGGAGCUGACGGACGCGCUGCCUUUGAUUCACCACGAUCGAGGAAACGACAAUCUGACACCCAGCCAACGACAAGGUACGACGGCGGAAACGAGUCCAGGCUCCUUGGACAUGUCGCAUCAUCAGCAACAUCAGCAACACCAGCAUCACACGGCCUCUUGGCAAAACGUUAACAACAACGCAGCGGGAUGCUCCUGCAACAAUGUCAAAGCAGCCAUCAAAGUCGAAGACGUAUCGAUCACAUCGUACAAAGAACAGCAGCACCGUCACCACCAUCGGCGCCAGUCACAGCUUGGCGAUUCAACGAAAUCGGCUCGGAGGCAGCAGCUCGACAACGACGACAUGGACGAAGGCAACGACGACGACGACGACGACGAGAACGAAGAGGAGGUGGAAGAGGAAGAGGAAGAGGAGCAGCCCCUCGAUUGCAGCAGCACCCCGGAUCACGUACAGCAGGCCAAAAUCACGGCGGCCAACGAUUACAAAUCCUCGGAUGUGCUCAACAUGACUCUGGGCUCGACGGAGAUUCGCCACCUGACUCCCGAGGUCGAAUGUAUUCAAAGGGGAGCGGCGUCGCUGAGUGGCUCGACGGCGCCGCACCGCUUGCCAAUACCCUACACCGAGCAGGACCACAUGGACAGCUUACUGAACGCACAAAUGUUAUCCGCUGCCUACUGUCCCGGCAACUCGGUCGGUUUUCACGACACGGGCACAGCGGGAGGGACGUCAUCCUCGAGUCUGGCAGAGUUCAACAGCGCUCAGCAGGCUGCAGCAGCAGCCGCGACAGCGAGCAGCGGCAGCGUCAGCAGCAAAGGACGGCGCACGGUCAAAGGCUUGCCUGGAAGCAGCUUAUCGCUCGAGACUACGCUCAGGGUCAUAUCCGAGCUCGGGCCGACGAUACGCAUGGAGCGCGGCAAAGUCAUACGUAUGUACUCGUGUCCCUGGUGUCUGCGCCACUUCACUCGCAAGGAGAAUCUCAAGCUACACGUGCGAUACAUCCACGGCCCGCUCGAGAGCCUCACCUGCAAGCUCUGCGGUAACAAGUACAAGAACAGCAAUAGUUUGCGCGUGCACUCGUAUCUCUACCACAACGCACAAAGGAACAAGUCGUCGUCGGCGGGGGCGGCGGCUGCUGCCGGUAGCAGUGCCGCUGAAACCAGUGGUAAACCGCCUGUAGUUCGCGGUAACGUUUGAUCCUUGCUCUGGACGCGU